Messenger RNA from Postia placenta MAD-698-R-SB12, 732 nucleotides. RefSeq lists its product as hypothetical. The record is from RefSeq and is a predicted model, not a curated record. The transcript has 4 exons. The coding region runs from base 1 to 732 and encodes 243 amino acids. Lineage: Eukaryota; Fungi; Basidiomycota; Agaricomycetes; Polyporales; Adustoporiaceae.
AUGGACGGAAGGCCCACCUUGCUUGCUUUCUCGCUCUUGCUGAGCUUCAUGUCUGAGUCCACAGUACCUCUAGCGGACCUUGACUGGGGAACAGAGUGGAAGAACCUUCCAGCAGGCCCCGUUACAGCCACCGGCGGUCCUCGUCCCAACUGGGAGACGGAGGCUAUUCCACUUUUGGAGAAGAUACGGGAGAUCUAUGCGAAUCCUGUAGUGAAGGCCGAAGGCUUCAGCGUGACACAUCUCUUCGAGGCUGCCCAGGUACUGGCAAUAUUAGCCCAUAAUCCUGUUCCGGAAGAGCAAGCCGAGCAAGCGCAUGUCACUUUUGCUAUGUCGGUUAUAUCUUUGGCGAAAUGGAGAGUCCCUCCCUAUGACGACGGGAAUCAACUCAUCUCGGAGAUGGGAACAGUGCCAAUACGUGUCACAUACAAGGACAUACCUAAGUCCUCGCCUCCACGAGAUCGCCUUCUCGCCGUCAUGCGCUGCGUCAAGUCUCAGUACGACGAGUACAUCGCCAACCCGCACUUUCCUCACCUUCUGGCUGCUCAAAUGCGCACCUCGCCAAUACGUCAGCCGAGAUCGGUGGGACUAGCAAACUUCAUCACAAAUGUUGGUGCAAUUGAGAACAUACUUCCCAUGAAGUGGUACACGGACGACCCCUCGUCUUCACGUCCUGUCUUCGAUAUCCUGUCGACUUCGUUCGGUCAUAGGGCUUCCUUGAUCAUCUCAGAGUGA